GAAACGUAACCACAAUACAACACUCUUCUCCAAUCCGCAGAGAGACACAUAUCGUGUGAACAAGGGUAACGGAAUGAUUCACUGCACUUGAAAAUCGAAAUUCGUCGGCGAUGGACGAAACCGCCGCAACAACGAAGCCUGAGUGGCUAAAUAACCACGCGAAGAUCGCCGGAGAGAGCAUCGAAGACAUCAACGGUGGUGGCGACGAUGAUUCCGGCGACGACGAAGAGGAGUGCGACGAGGAAGCUUGGGAUAUGCUUAGCCGGAGCUUCCGUCAGGCGCAGACGGUGCUGGACGAGAACCGUGCGCUGAUUCAGAAAGUGAACAACAAUCACGAAUCGAAGGUCCCUGAUAACAUGGCGAAGAAUGUUGACCUCAUUCGUCAGAUCAGCGGUAACAUCUCCAAGGUUCUCUCUAUUUACUCCGAUUUAUCUGUAAAUUUUUCCGACAUUGUUCGCCAGCGCCACGUCUUGGCCUCCACCACUGUUAACCACCACGAUUGUGACCGUGAACGCAGCGACGAUAAGGCGGAGAACUCAGGGGAUGAUUCCGCGGCGCACGUGGCGGAGAAAUCGGAGCUUUGCUUAUGAGGUCGUUUGGAGAAAAGAUAAUGAGCUGAGUUUGAUCAUAUUAUAGGAUGAUUGAAUUGAUGGCUGCGGGAAUGCAUAUCCCUACAUUAUCCACCGCAGAUUCGAGGUAUUUAUGCGAAGUUUGAUUUUGUGUUUUCAUGGUUGCUCUAUUCUUUUAUUCUUUUGUUUCAAUGGAGGCUCUGUGGAGCUGGGAAGUAGGGAACGGAAGGGGGACAAGAGAAGGAUUGAACCUAUGGCAUCACAUUCACCAUGGUAAAAUGGUCAUCGUUCAGUUCUCUGAGAGCUAGUAGUUUGUUAUGAGUCCCACGUUGAGUAGAAUAAGAUGCUCAAUAUGAUACUUAACCCUUGAAGUUCUCCCACCUAUAGGACUAGUCUUUUGGGUUGGGCUCCCUUCAUGUGCUUAAGUCAUAACAACUGGUGCUCUUGUUGAGAGUUGGGCCACAGAAAGGGCUACCUUUAGGCUGGAUCAAGGUACAAAAUGUGCCGAAUACGGAUAGGUUAGUGGAACCGCUGAAGGAUACCAUCGGGUCAGUGUCGAUAGAGUGAAGCUGCCAUGGACAUCAGCUCUUAAAGGAGAGGCUGCAAUGUUAUGAGUCCCAUGUUGAGUAGAAUAAGAUGCUCAAUGUGGUACUUAACCCUUGACGUUUUCCCACCUAUUGGACUAAUUUUUUGGGUUGGGCUCUCUUCAUGUGCUUAAGUCAUAGUUCGUUGUCUCAUGCUUGCGUUGUUUUUGGUAUUGUUGUUAUCAUUCUUUAUUCUGAUAUCUUAAUAAUCAGUAGACUAGAUAGCGCUUAAGAUUACUGGUUGAUUAAUUUGAUAUGAAUUCAUGAUCAAAGAUGUGGGAAGAGCAUAAAUGUAAGGGAAACAGGUAGAAGCUAGUUUACAAUGAGGCUUCUAUGAGCUGAAUAAUGUCCUUUAUUUUUUUAAGCGGUCUGCUUUGAAUCUUUAAUUCUGAAACUGAGACCAAACCACCUUAGAUGGUUUCCAUCAUAGUGGGGUUGGCAUCUUUCAUGGCAGUAUGCUGGUGUUGUGAUUCCACCAGAGUAAAUAGUUUUAUUUGGGAUUUUUAACUUUGAGACAAGUUUCACGCUACGAAACAGAAAUCCAGACAUUCAUGAAUUAUGAAUUAGGUAUUCUGCAUGUAGUAGUGCCUGUCAGCUCGCAGAGGUUAACAUCAGGGAUGCCUACAAUUCCUACAUCAAGGGAAUAAAUAUUGAAAUCUUGUCCUAUCUGUAAAGAAAGGUCGUACUGUACUCAACUGCUUUCUACAAACUGUUGUAAUUCUCAACAUAUUGGAGGUAUAAAAUACUUUGAAGGAAAACAUUUGAAAUUUAGUUUUCAUGGUACUGAAGAUUUUAAAAUCAAUUAGCUACUCAUCUCCAACAAGGUUAACAGAUUUCGCACAACCACUCUGAUGUUAUGAAUUUAUUGUAAUCAGCUUUUUUAUCAAAAUCUUUGCCUAUAUGGGAAUUUUAUUUCUGGGUCACUUCCCAUAUCACGUUGCUCCUCUGACAACACUUGAUGAUAACCAAAUUGACUUAGUAAUGUGAUCAUAAUGGGAACAUCUUUCAACUAUUUUGCAAAUUCUCUAAUGGUGCAUAUUUUGCAUAAAUGGUGGAGCAAGCAAUAAUUGGUAAUAUGUAGUCCAAUAACAUUUUGUGAUCAAUGUAGUGAAGUCACCUAAUGGGAUAAGGUUUUUGUUGUGGGUGGCGGUGGUGGUCGAACAAGACUAAAGAAACUGGUGUCUUGGGGUACCCACUUGUGCAGGAAGAUGGAGCUAAAUCCGUGGAAAGGAAGUGGCCUUUUUCCUAAAUUUGUGUAGAUAAUCUGUUUCAAUGUUCAAUGAAAGACUAUAUUCAAAGACACAGACUAUGGCUAUGAUGGACCUGGUAUUUUAUCAGGAUCGUUGACAUGGACCAGGGAUGGUGACUUGGUUUGGUAGACCUGAAUUUUAGACUGACGAGUUUUAUGGGACUUAUUAUGGAUGCCAUGUAGGGGUUUGUUAUAAACUAUUGUUGGUAAUAUAUAUAACGUAGAUAUAGAUUGCAGAUGAUCGGAUGCUAAUAGAGCACUAAGCUAGUGAAAUUCUGACGGAGUGAUACAAAUUCUGUGGUACUUCUGUUUAAUUGAGUAUUAAAUGUGAUGAAGAAAAAGUGUUUAGAUGACUUGUUUUCCACAUGACACAAGUUUGAAAAGUUGAUUUAUAAUUAAGUCGAU
Messenger RNA from Abrus precatorius (Indian licorice), 2807 nucleotides. Its product is annotated as protein ELF4-LIKE 1-like. Gene Ontology annotation, biological process: entrainment of circadian clock; positive regulation of circadian rhythm. NCBI's taxonomy places the organism in Eukaryota, Viridiplantae, Streptophyta, Magnoliopsida, Fabales, Fabaceae. The record is from RefSeq and is a predicted model, not a curated record. The coding region runs from base 111 to 590 and encodes 159 amino acids. The transcript has 3 exons.